GCACGGCUUACGGAGUGCAGUCAUCAAUCAAAUUCAACGAAAUCAAGCAAACAGUGACGCUGCUUCAUUAGGGUUUUAUCAAAUUCUACACUCAGCUCCAGAAGUUUACCAGAAAUGGCCGAUGAAGCAAACAAAACCGCUUUUGUGGAGAUUCAAGGUCGCAUGAUUGAGACCACUGCUAAGUUGAAACAGGUUCAAAACCAGAUGCGAAACAAGGAAAGUGAAAAGAAACGUGCUUAUCUAACCUUAGAGGAACUGCAACAGUUGUCAGAUGACACAAACACUUACAAAUCUAUAGGGAGAACGUUUGUCUUAGAGCCAAAACCAUUUUUAAUGGAUGAACAAGAAAAGAAGCUCAAGGAUAGUGAAACUGCAAUUGCAUCCUUACAGACUUCAAAGGAGUACCUUGAGAAACAACUGGGAGAGGUGGAGACAAAUUUAAGGGAGCUUCUGCAACAAGAUCCAGGUCUUGCUCGCCAGAUAAUGUCCAUGGCUGUUGUCUAACCAUUUCUUAAAAUCAAUCCACAAGAAUCCAUGAUUAUGAAAUCCAAAUGGUGUAGUGGAGUUUGUAUGUGAUGUUUAUGAAGAGUAUUUAUGUUGCAUAUUUUUGUAAGCCACCAAGAACAAAAAUCAUACAACAUGCAUCGACCACUUGGAAUUUUUGUAAUCGGAUAUCUACUUUUAAAUUUGUCAUUCAUUUACUCAAUGUAAACAAUUAUAGACUACUAGGUAAGC
Messenger RNA from Lactuca virosa, 735 nucleotides. Lineage: Eukaryota; Viridiplantae; Streptophyta; Magnoliopsida; Asterales; Asteraceae. The record is from the annotation of a GenBank genome assembly.